This is a messenger RNA of Linum tenue, 2811 nucleotides long. Lineage: Eukaryota; Viridiplantae; Streptophyta; Magnoliopsida; Malpighiales; Linaceae. The record is from the annotation of a GenBank genome assembly.
CUCCCUUCAGAACCCGGGAAAAUUGAGUAAUAAACGUCCAUAAACCCUAGAGAGAGAAACUGAAGAAACUAUUUCUUUGUCCAGCCAGCCAUUCUUCCUACUUGUUUCUUCAAAGCUAUCAUUGCCGUGCCUUUGUUCCAAAUCACCUUGUUUCCUGGCUUCGAUUCCAGCUCCCAGAAUCCAGACUUGCGCGUCGAUUUUGGAAUCUCAAUCUCUGCUACUUCUCCAUUCUAACCCACACAUUCUCUGCGCUUAUUCUGGGUUGUGGGUGGGUUUGAUCACUAUAGUUUAGCAUGCCAGGACCUCAACUUCUCGUGGACGAGUUCGUCUCACAGCUUCGGAAACGGAAAGUGGAGGGUUCCCAAGCAACCGCUCAACUAACAGCGGAGUUGCUUCGGACUGUAAUAUCUCAACUGAGGGCCGCUGAGGCUCCUAUUCUUAUUGAAACUGUGAGAAAAUUUGGCAGGGAGUUAAUUGCUGCUAAUCCCUUUGUGGAGACUUUUGUACUUCCAGAGCUUUCUGUGGGGAACAUUGUAAGGAGGGUGUUGCGUAUCAUCAGAGAAGAAGAUGCAUCAGGAGUAACAGAUGGUUUGCCAUCCGAUGGUGAUAACCAAGAGACAGCUGAUUAUGCAGAUGGUCAAGUUUCCAGUGCGGAUGUUUUGGCUACUAGAAGGUUGUUGCGGUCUCCUUCACUGCAUGGCUUACUUGACCGUGUCUCCAAUGCGCAUACUGACGAUAUGGGAGGCAAAAGAAAAGCACCUGCUGAUAAGAAUGCAAAAGCCUGGAUGUUGAAGCAUAAUGUGAUGGAAGCAAUUAAUGAGCUUGUUGAAGAGAUAAGUGGUUGUCACCAACAGAUUGCAGAGCAAGCAUUGGAGCUCAUUCAUCACAAUGAGGUGAUUCUGACUUUUGGAAAAUCAAAAUCUGUGAUGGAGUUCUUGUGUGCAGCAAAGAAGAAAAGAUCAUUCAGGGUUUAUGUCGCUGAAGGAGCUCCUAAGUCUGAAACUCCCAGCAGUUUACUUUGCACUGUCUUUCUUUCUUCCUAAAUCUUCUCUUGGCUAUGCCAUUCUUUAUCGCCACUGAUUCAUUUAACAAUUUGGCUGUCACAAGGUACCAAGGACACUGCUUUGCGAAGGACCUAUCUGCAGAAGGUUUUAGGACCACUUUGAUCACAGAUUCUGCAGUAUUUGCCAUGAUUUCACGAGUGAACAUGGUUGUGGUUGGAGCUCAUACUGUUAUGGCUAAUGGUGGGAUCAUAGGUCCAGUUGGGUUGAACAUGCUCGCACUUGCAGCCAAACAACAUGGUGUUCCGUUCGUUGUAGUUGCAGCCACUCACAAGCUAUGCCCUUUAUACCCAGAAAACCCAGUAGUUCGGUUGAAUGAACUCAAGUCGCCAUCUGAUCUCCUCCAGUUUGGGGAAUUCUCAGAAUGCAUGGAACUAGCACCCGAUAGCAGUGCUUGUGUACUUAACGUCGUAAACCCUGCCUUCGAUUACGUUCCACCGCAGCUUAUCAAUCUUUUCAUCACAGACAUGUAAGUGAAAAAGAUCGACGCUUUUCCUCGUCCUUUCAAUCAUCCUGCUAACCUUUCCUAGUUUCCUAUAUAUGGUCUUUUCUUAUUUUGAUUUUAUGCCCUUGCAGAGGAGGACACAACCCAUCGUUCAUGUACAGAUUGAUUGCUGACUACUACUCUGCCGAUGAUUUCAUCCUCUGAAUAAAAUACCAAAUUGCCAACAGCUCAAGCCGUCAAAACAAAUGCGACGGAUCUUCUGGCAUUCAAUGUGAAGAAUUACAAACAGUUUUGCCGCCUAGCUUCGACUGACUAGAAACAUGGGAUUCUUAUGAUAAGAAAGUUGUUGAAUGUAAUGAGGAACCUUGAGAUUUCAUACAGAAGAAAAUAUGGAAAGAAUCUACCGAAAGUUCAGAAGAAAGGAACUUCUUAUCGGGAAGUUUACACCUUGCGCAAGAUCAACGCCCGGCAUUCUUCUCGACGGUCUUCAAAGCUUUAGUGCGUAGUCGGAGCUUGACGUAGGCACGUAGCAGCGCUUCCCCUGUCUCCCUCCCACCAAACCUUCUUCUGCUGCAAGUUUACACGAACUCGCAUUCAAUCCCAAACUCCAUUUUUGUUCCCCCCGCGCCUUUCUCCAUUUCUCUUUCACAUCCGGAUCCAGCGGGCCAGUUGGGUCGGGUUCACAAUCCCCGGAAUGUGAGCCCGUUCCGUCUUCAAUAUGCUCGCCACCUCCGCAUAGCUCCGCUCCUCGUCUUCCUUCUUCUUCUUCAUCAUCCCCUCCUCGGCGGCCGCCGGCUUCGCUCCGCCUCUCCUAAUUCUCCGGCUAUCCGCCGCCUCCGUCGACUUCGCCGGGUCAAACUUCUCACCGAGAAUCGUCCCUCUCGUUAGGAACUCGUACGCUAGGUACCCGGCAAGGAGCCCGUUGUUGGAUGAAGGGCUCAGCGUGGGAGACGGCGGCGCCAUAUUCAGCGGCGGCGGCGGCUUGUGGAGGUAGUCGAGCCGAGCCGAUGGCUUGGCAGCUGAAUAAAACGCUGGCGUUGAUUCUCUGUCUUUCCGCUUCCUGGAAUCGCCAGGUGGCAGCAUCUUGCGAAUCGGAUGGGCGGGGGAAAGAGAAAAAAAGGAACCGGUAUAACUGAAAAGCGAAGGAGAGAGGGAGAGAAAGGGAGGCUAUUUGUGGGCAAUUAGAAAAACGGGAAACUAAAAUCGGAGCAGCUCGCCGAGACGGCGGCGGAGAUAACGAAUCGAGAUUCGAGAGGGAGAGGCUUUGCGAAGAAAUUGGAGCGGGAGAAAUGGGAGCAAGAAAAA